Messenger RNA from Pectinophora gossypiella (pink bollworm), 1317 nucleotides. RefSeq lists its product as uncharacterized. The coding region runs from base 334 to 990 and encodes 218 amino acids. Lineage: Eukaryota; Metazoa; Arthropoda; Insecta; Lepidoptera; Gelechiidae. The transcript has 4 exons. The record is from RefSeq and is a predicted model, not a curated record.
UGAAGUCAUUAAAUGAAUACACUCUUCACUCGGUAAACAAUCGGUACAUGCAUUAAAUGAACUGACUCAAAAGAUUGAAACGUUGGAAUCGAUUACUUUCUGAUUCUCGAUUGUGUUCAGUAUAACUACGCAACACUAGUGUCCUCGCCCCGCUCGCUGACAGCAACUGUCAAAUUGAAAUUAACGGUCGGCUGUUUGCAUUGUUUAUUUCAUUAUUUUUAUUACAAAAUCGUAUCUUACGCUGUGUCCAAGUGUAAUAUUUGUAAUUAAAGUGUAAAUUAAAAGGGUUUUCAUCAAACAAAAAACGUUUUUUGCAGAAAUAACCAUACCAAGAUGCCUUGUGACCGCAAUGUGGAGACACAGCAAGCCAUAUCGAGGGAAAUAAAAAACAUCCAAAGUCGUUGUGUAGAGGCGAUAAACAUUGUUGAAAAUGCUCCUCCUGAGAUGAGCAUAGCACCUGAAAAUGUUACCGGAAAAUCGCUUUGUUACGUUGAAGGACUACGAACAGAGCUUCAAAACUCCAAUACAGUCAUAUCAACGGAUGACAAUCUUCUUACGGCCCAGUUUUUGUGUGAUAUCAAAGAGAAAACCAAUCAAAUGCAAGAGGUAGCUGCGUUUUUGAAGGGAGCUAUUUAUGAUGUGGAUGCUGAGAUAAACAGAUUGAACGAACAGAUCCGUAUAUCUCAGGAGGCGCGAGCUCGUCCUUUACCACAAAAGCAGUGUGUGCAACCGCAACAUAUGCAGAAAGCCAAAGAACGCUUCCAGUUAUUCAAGAGUGAACUACAUAGCCUCAUACAUUUUUUGUUCCCCGAUAAAGCAGUCCCCAUGAAGGAACUUAUGGCACAUUUGAUGGCACAGCAACUAAAGGACGAGUCGUCAGGGUACAUCCCCAUCACAACAGAAAACUAUUGUCUAAUAGAAUUACUGAGGGAAAGGAAUAUAGUGACUGUCAAUCCAUAUAAUAAUAUGGAGGUCAAAUUGGCUUUGUGAUGUUAAAUUCUCUAUGGAAUAAUGCUAUGUAUAGAACGGGAACUCUCCGCCACUAGAUUUACCUCACCCCCUCUGGGUCUUCCUACUUCAGUCCAAGUGGCCUUAAGCCGCUAAGAAGUAAGCAGGAGCACACACUGACUGUCUGUCUCGCUCGCAUUUACGCUUGAAGAGAUUUUUGUAUAGAGUACCUGAGGUGUGCCUGUACCUACUUUAAAUGUUAAUAAUUGUUAAACUAUGGACCAAGUUAUUAUUAGUAAUAGAAAAUGUUUUUAUUGAGAUGCUGAUGUGUUUUAAUGAUUAAUAAAAGUAUUUUUAGAUAUAUAACAA